AAGUUUGAAGAUCAAGUUCGCUAUCUAGAUGACCAAUUGUUAUUAUACACGUAUUAAUCAGCAAAUAUUCAAACGUAACAGAGCAGAUCAACUUGUAUCCCUUUUUAGGUAGCUAAUACUAUAGCCAGCUUUUCUAUGCAUAGUCGUUGGCUAAUGUGUCGAUGUUAACGUUAGCUAUUAUUACCACAGCACAGAUAGCGCAAGCUGACACGUGUCAUGUUAUGCUGAUUUGAUUGUGGUUCGUUACAGAUACCCCAUUUUUGGGUGUCUCGAGUUUUCUCUGCGGGCUCUACCCCUACCGUUAAGUCGGACUACUCUUUCGGCACCGUUGCAGUGCCGCUCGGUCUCCACUUUACUGCAACCUUACUGCUCAUCCACACAACACUUUAUUGCGUCUCUGUCUGGGCGACCAGCGGUGUGUUUAUGUCUUUGUUUUGCGAAAACGGUGAGUAUCCGGACGAAAGGAGCGACGGAUGGGAAAGAGCUGUUGCGCAGCUGUUGGAACCUGUGUGCGGGGAACUUAGCCUACAGGCGCGGCGCUUGCAGCCUCAGUGGCAAGACCUUUUUCAUGUCCGAGCCCGAACCCUCUUCCAGUCGUUUAUGUCAUCCCCUCUUCGCCAGACAGAGGAUACCAAAAAUUUGCAGUCCAAGAUCUUCCUAUCGUACUGAUAAAGCUCGCGGCCAGCCAUCAUGUCCGUUAACGUCAACCGCAGCGUGUUGGACCAGUUCUACCGCUACAAGAUGCCCCGUAUAAUCGCCAAGGUGGAAGGCAAGGGGAAUGGGAUAAAGACUGUCAUAGUCAACAUGACCGACGUUGCCAAGUCUCUGAAUAGGCCUCCCACGUAUCCCACCAAAUUUUUUGGCUGUGAGUUGGGUGCCCAGACCCAGUUUGAUGCCAAAAACGACCGCUUCAUUGUCAAUGGGUCCCACGAGGCGAACAAGCUGCAGGACAUGCUGGACGGAUUCAUCCGGAAGUUUGUGCUGUGUCCAGAGUGCGAAAAUCCCGAAACCGACCUGCACAUCAACGCCAAGAAACAAACCAUCGGGAACUCCUGCAAGGCCUGCGGCUACAGGGGCAUGCUGGACACACGACACAAGCUCUGCACGUUCAUCCUGAGGAACCCACCAGAGGACACUGGGUCUGCCAAGAAGAAGGAGAAGAAGAGCAAGAAGAAGGACAAGGAGAACGGCUCCAGUGAUGGCGAAGCCGCGAACCACAAUGACAUAGACGCCCCCGAUGCUGUGGACCGUGAUGACGACGACGAAGACUGGGCGGAGGAAACGACUGAGGAGGCCCAGCAGCGCAGGAUGGAGGAGAUCAGCGCGCACGCUAAGAACCUGACCCUCAGCGAGGACUUGGAGAAGCCCUUGGAGGAGAGGGUCAACCUCUUCUACAACUUUGUGAAGCAAAUGAAGGAGGACGGUGCCGUCAACAUUUCGGACAAGGAGAUCCUGGCCGAGGCGGAGCGUCUGGACGUGAAGGACACGGCCCCACUGAUCCUGACAGAGCUUUUAAUGGACGAGAACAUCCGCGAACAGAUCAAGAAGUACAAACGUCACUUCCUCAGAUUUACCCACAACAACAAGAAGGCCCAGAAGUACCUGCUGGGGGGCUUUGAGUGUCUGGUGAAGCUGCACCAGUCCGAGCUUCUGCCCCGCGUGCCCCUUGUCCUCAAAGACCUGUACGACGCCGACCUACUGGAGGAGGACGUCAUCCUGGCCUGGGCUGAGAAGGUGUCCAAGAAGUACGUGUCCAAGGAGCUGGCAAAAGAGAUCCAUGCCAAGGCAGCGCCCUUCAUCAAGUGGCUGAAGGAGGCGGAAGAGGAGAGCGAGGGCAGCGGGGCGGAUGAGGAGGAAGAUGAAGAUAACGUGGAGGUGGUCUACUCAGCCUCUGCCCGCAGGCUGAAAGUGGAGACUGAGAAGCCUGCAGAGGAAGAGGAUGACUUUGACAUCGACGCCAUCUAAAAACAAAACUUAACAAACCUCCACCGUCAUGGAACAUAAAUCCCUUGCAAGCGUGCUGACGAUCAUGCUGAAAAUAAUAACGGCAUGCCUUUGGUUCUGGUCGACCCACCCCCACCCACCUGCAGCUUUACGAGAUUAAUCUAUUUACUUUGUGCUUGUUUGAUCAAUCUCGCUAGAUGGAGUGAUGAGAUGUUUGUACAUGGAUGAAGAGUUUUUAUUUUUGGGUUGAUACUAGAGAAUUAAAUGCAAAUUCUGCAUUUGUUUUCUCCCUGAAAUAUUUUCCUCAGUUCAGAUGGUAAUGUUAUGAUCUCAAGUAGUAAAGUGUAACCUGUUUGGGACUUUCCUAGGUCAUGUGAGAAUGGAGAUGCCACGCUAAAAUGACUGGUGUAAAAUGUGCAACAAGCAACUCCUGUAUGGAUUUGCAACAGCCUUUGGUUAGAGAAAGACUUUGGGGUCAUUUUUGAUUUGGCACUAGGUUCUAAAUCUACAAGACUGACUUCACAUAAGUGCAUAAUCUGUGAUUUAACAGGGAACUCCAUCAGGAUGUACGGUGCCCAUAGAAUGUCUACGCCCCCCUUGAACUUUUUCACAUUUUGUGUUACGAAGUGGGAUUGAAAUAGAUUUAAUUGUAAUUUUUGUCAUUGAUCUACACAGUACUCUGUCAAAGUGCAAAGGGAAUUCUACAAAUGUUUACAAAUUUAAAUAAAAAAAAGUCAUUACACAAGUAUUCACCUCCUUUGUUUAGGGUAGCCUAAACUAGUUGACAUUUAAAUUUGGCUUAACAAAUCACAAUUGUUUGUGGACUUUGAAAUAAUAGGGGUUCACAUGAUUUAAAAAGAAAUUUCCCCAUUCCUUUGUCCCAUACAUUCAACAUCUGAGGUCCCUCAGUCAAGUAUUGAAUUUCAAGCACAGAUUUAACUACAAAGGCCAGGGAGCUUUUUGAAAGCCUCGUAAAGAAGGGCAGUGAUUUGGUAGAUGGGUAACAAUAACCAAUCAGACAUUGAAUAUAUCUUUAAGCAUGGUCAAGUUAAUAAUGCUGUGGAUGAUGUUUUAAACCACAGAGAUGCAGUCCUUCUGAACUGAGCUGCUUUGGGGUGUAACCACGAGGCCAUUGGUGAUUUUAAAACGGCUACAGAGUUCAAU
Molecule: messenger RNA, 3108 nt
Organism: Coregonus clupeaformis (lake whitefish)
Lineage: Eukaryota; Metazoa; Chordata; Actinopteri; Salmoniformes; Salmonidae
Product: eukaryotic translation initiation factor 5
Exons: 11
Coding region: 691-1965 (424 amino acids)
Biological process (GO): translational initiation; formation of cytoplasmic translation initiation complex; formation of translation preinitiation complex
Cellular component (GO): cytosol
Molecular function (GO): GDP-dissociation inhibitor activity; translation initiation factor activity; eukaryotic initiation factor eIF2 binding
Source: RefSeq, a predicted model, not a curated record